AUGGUCAACCUUCGCUCGCAAAAGCGGCUUGCCGCAUCCGUCGCCGGAGUCGGCAAGCGAAAAAUUUGGCUCGACCCCAACGAGCAGUCUGAGAUUGGCAACGCCAACUCGCGGACGCACGUAAAGAAGCUCAUCAAGGACGGUCGCAUCAUCGUGAAGCCCACCGUCGUUCACUCGCGCGCACGCACACUCGACCUCCUUGCCGCGAAGCGCAAGGGCCGGCACACGGGUGUCGGUAAGCGAAAGGGUACCAGCGAGGCGAGGAUGCCCAGCAAAGUGCUGUGGAUGAGGAGACAGCGGGUGUUGAGGCGGUUGCUCCGGAAGUACCGUGAGGCGGGCAAGAUCGACAAGCAUCUCUACCACUCGCUCUACCAGAAGUCGAAGGGUAACGUCUUCAAGAACAAGCGCGUGCUUAUGGAGUACAUCCACAAAGCCAAGGCUGAGAAGUCCCGUACAAAGGUCCUCACCGACCAGAUGGAGGCGCGCCGUGUCAAGAACAAGGCUGCCCGGGAACGUCGUGCCACCCGUGUUGCGGAGAAGAGGCAGGGUAUCUUGGCUGUCGAGCACGUCGAGGCCAAGGAGUGA
Messenger RNA from Heterobasidion irregulare TC 32-1, 585 nucleotides. RefSeq lists its product as uncharacterized. Gene Ontology annotation, biological process: translation. Gene Ontology annotation, cellular component: ribosome; cytosolic large ribosomal subunit. NCBI's taxonomy places the organism in Eukaryota, Fungi, Basidiomycota, Agaricomycetes, Russulales, Bondarzewiaceae. The transcript has 3 exons. The coding region runs from base 1 to 585 and encodes 194 amino acids. The record is from RefSeq and is a predicted model, not a curated record. Gene Ontology annotation, molecular function: RNA binding; structural constituent of ribosome.